CCUGCACCGGGCAUCACCGCACUCCUGCGGCGGGAGGGGCGGCUGUACGGCCGGGAUGCGACCCCCGUGCUUGACUACCCACAGUCAUCGACCUGCUGAUGGUGAGCGAGGCCCGGCAGAUGGCCAGCAUAACGCACAAGAUCCGGAUGGAGCUCCUGACAGUGAACGAUGUUUACCUCCUCUCCACCUUCCGCCUCCCCCCCAAGCAGGGGGGGACCCUCUUCGGCCUCUACUCCAAGAAGGACAACACAAAGUGGCUGGAGGUCUCUGUGGUGGGGAAAAUCAACAAAGUCCUGGUGCGGUACCUGCGGGAAGACAACAAGCUGCACUCGGUCAACCUGCAGCACGCGCACGUGGCGGACGGGCAGAGCCACACCAUCAUCGUGCGCCUGAGCGGGCUGCGCGGGGACAUGCUGAGCAUGGAGCUCUACGUCGACUGCAAGCAGAUGGACUCCAGCGUGGGGCUGCCCGAGCUGUCGGAAAUCCCCCUGGCAGAGGUGGAGUCCAUCGAGGUGCGCACGGGGCAGAAGGCCUACCAGAGGAUGCAGGGGUUCGUGGAGUCCAUGAAGCUGAUCCUGGGAGGGUCCAUGAGCCGUGUUGGGGCCCUGAGCGAGUGCCCUUUCCAAGGAGAUGAGUCCAUCCACAGUGCAGUGACAAGUGUGCUGGCCUCCAUCCUGGGUGAGCAGACCAAGGCGCUGGUCACGCAGCUGACCCUCUUCAACCGGGUCCUGACCGAGCUGCGAGAAGACAUUAGGGACCAGGUGAAGGAGAUGUCUCUGAUCCGCAACACCAUCAUGGAGUGCCAGGUCUGCGGCUUCCAUGAGCACCGGUCCCGCUGCAACCCCAACCCUUGCUUCAGCGGCGUGGACUGCAUGGAGACGUACGAGUACCCUGGGUACCGCUGCGGGCCCUGCCCGCCGGGGCUGGAGGGCAACGGCACACACUGCGCUGACAUCGAUGAGUGUGCUCAUGCCAACCCCUGCUUUCCUGGCUCCAAGUGCAUCAACACAGCCCCUGGCUUCCGCUGCGAGCCCUGUCCCCGUGGCUACCGAGGCAACACCAUCUCUGGUGUGGGGGUAGACUACGCGAGGGCCAGCAAGCAGGUUUGCACAGAUAUUAACGAAUGCACCGAUGGAAACAACGGGGGCUGCGACCCCAACUCCAUCUGCACCAACACACUGGGCUCCUACAAGUGUGGUCCCUGCAAGUCAGGGUUUGUGGGGAAUCAGACAUCUGGCUGCGUCCCUCAGAAGUCCUGCAGCACUCCCACCUCCAACCCCUGCGACAUCAAUGGCUUCUGCGUGUUCGAGAGGAACGGUGAAAUUUCCUGCGCGUGCAACGUGGGCUGGGCUGGCAAUGGCAACGUGUGUGGGCAAGACACGGACCUCGAUGGCUACCCAGACGAGCCCCUGCCCUGCAUCGACAACAACAAGCACUGCAAGCAGGACAACUGCCGCCUGACACCGAAUUCAGGGCAGGAGGACGCUGACAAUGAUGGCAUCGGAGAUCAGUGUGAUGAUGACGCUGACGGUGAUGGCAUCAAGAAUGUAGAGGACAACUGCCGGCUCUUCCCCAACAAGGACCAGCAGAACUCAGACACCGACUCCUUCGGGGAUGCCUGCGACAACUGCCCCAACGUGCCCAAUAAUGACCAGCGGGACACAGACAGCAACGGCGAGGGGGAUGCUUGCGAUAACGACAUCGAUGGGGACGGGAUCCCCAACAUGCUGGAUAACUGCCCUAAGGUGCCCAACCCUCUGCAGACCGACCGGGAUGAGGAUGGUGUCGGGGAUGCCUGUGACAGUUGCCCUGAAAUGAGUAACCCCACUCAGACAGAUAUGGAUAGCGACCUGGUAGGAGACAUCUGUGACACCAACGAGGACAGCGAUGGGGACGGGCAUCAGGACACCAAGGACAACUGCGCCGAGAUCCCCAACAGCUCCCAGCUGGACUCAGACAAUGACGGGCUGGGGGAUGAAUGUGACAAUGACGAUGAUAACGAUGGCAUCCCUGAUUACACGGCACCUGGCCCAGACAACUGCCGCCUCAUCCCUAACCCCAACCAGAAGGACUCGGAUGGGAACGGUGUGGGCGAUGUCUGCGAGGAGGACUUCGACAACGACACGGUGGUGGACCAGCUGGACGUGUGCCCUGAGAGCGCCGAGGUGACACUGACUGACUUCCGUGCCUACCAGACUGUCAUCCUCGACCCAGAGGGGGAUGCCCAGAUUGAUCCCAACUGGGUUGUUCUCAACCAGGGCAUGGAGAUUGUGCAGACCAUGAACAGUGACCCGGGCUUGGCUGUUGGCUACACGGCCUUCAACGGGGUGGACUUCGAGGGCACCUUCCAUGUCAACACUGUCACCGACGAUGACUAUGCCGGCUUCAUCUUCAGCUACCAAGAUAGUGCCAGCUUCUACGUGGUGAUGUGGAAGCAAACGGAGCAGACAUACUGGCAGGCCACCCCCUUCCGGGCCGUGGCGGAGCCAGGGCUGCAGCUCAAGGCAGUGAAGUCCUCCACGGGCCCUGGGGAGCACCUGCGCAACGCGCUGUGGCACACGGGCCACACGCCCGACCACGUCCGCCUGCUCUGGAAGGACCCCCGCAACGUGGGCUGGCGGGACAAGACGUCCUACCGCUGGCAGCUGGCACACAGGCCCCAGGUGGGCUACAUCAGGUGA
Molecule: messenger RNA, 2681 nt
Organism: Calidris pugnax (ruff)
Lineage: Eukaryota; Metazoa; Chordata; Aves; Charadriiformes; Scolopacidae
Gene: THBS3
Product: thrombospondin 3
Exons: 20
Coding region: 99-2681 (860 amino acids)
Biological process (GO): cell adhesion
Cellular component (GO): extracellular region
Molecular function (GO): heparin binding; calcium ion binding
Source: RefSeq, a predicted model, not a curated record